Messenger RNA from Erigeron canadensis, 1333 nucleotides. RefSeq names its product calcineurin B-like protein 10. Gene Ontology annotation, molecular function: calcium ion binding; kinase binding. NCBI's taxonomy places the organism in Eukaryota, Viridiplantae, Streptophyta, Magnoliopsida, Asterales, Asteraceae. The record is from RefSeq and is a predicted model, not a curated record. Bases 146 to 898 code for a protein of 250 amino acids. The transcript has 9 exons. Gene Ontology annotation, biological process: calcium-mediated signaling.
CUAUCUUCAAUAAUGUCUCUUAAUAAUCUUUAUAUUUAAUAAUAUCUUCAUCAUCAUUAUACAAUUAUAUAUAGUAAAUAUAAAAAGCCUCUCAUUUCUUCCCAUUGUUACAAGUCAUUUCUCAUUUCUCACUAUAUUAUAACUCAUGAUGGACACAUCCAAUGAUUCAUCGAGAUGGAGUUCAUGGACAAUAGAAGACAAACUAUGUGCUGCAUUUAUGCCAAUAAUGGCAAUUGCUGAAAUAUUAUUGUCUGCUGUUUCUGGGUGUUUUGAUUUCCAUCCUACGAAGCUUAAAUUUGAUCAUCAUCAGCUUUCUAGACUUGCUUCUGGAUCUAAUUUUAGUGUCAAUGAAGUGGAGGCGCUUUUUGAACUUUUUAAGAGCUUGAGUUCGUCAAUUAUUGAUGAUGGAUUGAUACACAAGGAAGAGCUUCGAUUAGCGCUAUUUAAUACCCCUCAGGGUGAGAAUCUGUUUUUGGAUCGGGUUUUUGAUCUUUUUGAUGAAAAGAGAAAUGGUGUAAUUGAAUUUGAAGAAUUUGUCCAUGCUCUCAGUAUCUUCCAUCCCUACGCACCUAUAGAGGAUAAGAUAAACUUUGCUUUUAGGCUCUAUGAUCUGAGACAGACAGGCUUUAUUGAACGAGAAGAAGUGAAGCAGAUGCUGAUAGCAAUAUUGACAGAAUCUGAGAUGAACUUAUCAGAUGAUCUUCUUGAGGCUAUUAUUGACAAAACAUUUGUCGAUGCUGAUGCUGAUGGAGAUGGUAAAAUCUGUAAAGAGGAAUGGAAAGAGUUUGCCCUUCGGUAUCCCAGCCUUUUAAAGAACAUGACUCUUCCUUACCUUGUGGACAUCACCACAGCAUUUCCAAGUUUUGUUUUCCACACAUCAGUUGAGGAUGCAAACUGAAAUUCCUUAUUGGCAUAUAGCGUUAAAUAUUGCUGCUAUACAUAGAGCUCAAAUGAUGACGAUCUCGAUGAGAUGGAUAAGAGAUUACAAAGACGGGUUAAUUUGAUGCUCCCUUCACCCCAUAUGAUACCGGCAUCCAAAUUUAGAAGAUCCUUGACCGAGAUGCUAUCCUUCCUUGAAGUGUACUGUCAAAAAGGAUCCUAACUAAUGUAUAUUUGAAACCAAAUAGCUUCCGCAUCCAGAAUCACAUGUAAAUAGUGAAUUCUGUACUGUUCAUGGGGCAUAAUCAUGCUUUAAGAAAAACUUUUGUUCCAGUACUCAAAACUCAAAAGUACUCGACAAACGACCGGCUCAUGCUGUUCUCUCUAUUAACAUGUACAGACAAGUUGUUUAGAAUAUCAUCUAUGUAUAUAAAGCAAUUCAUUAGAGUAGAAA